This is a messenger RNA of Blepharisma stoltei, 465 nucleotides long. The record is from the annotation of a GenBank genome assembly. Lineage: Eukaryota; Ciliophora; Heterotrichea; Heterotrichida; Blepharismidae.
AUGAUGUUUUCUAAAAAUGGAAAACAAACUAAGAAAAGAUCAGGUAUAAUAAAAUCUAAAGAAAAAAGACUCAAAAAGGCCAAAACCAAAAAAGAUCCUGAAAAACGUAAAUCAACAGGAGGCCUCUAUUAUAGAUACCUUCCAUGGAGAACAGCAAGGCUUCACUAUCAUGAACAUGAAACUGUCCACUAUGAAUGAUCUCAAUGAUACCAUAAUGGCCCUGGCAAAACAUCUAAAAGUUAUAAUGGUAAGAAAAUUUCUGCAUUACUUAAAAGUAUAGAGGAAAAUAUUAAAUCUCUUGAAAACUUGGACAAAAUUUUGGAUAAUAAGCAUAAUAGCUCAAUAAAGAAGACAAUUCCCAGCAAAAAAAUUAAUUUUUAUGAGUAUUCAAAGUCAUAUUUAAAAAGAGUUAGCAUGAAAGAGCCUUACAAUGCAUUUUACCUGUGUCAUUUAACAGAUUUUUAA